AGCACCACGAAACGGACGGAGCCCAGACUGUUUACGUUUACUGCAAGCUUCUUCUUGACUGCGGCCCCAAAGGUUUAACCACUUCCAAAGUCGCUCUACAAACAUGAGUGUGACAGCGGAUCAAGUGAAGGAGAAGCUGACGAGCGCUCUAGAAGCAACUAGCGUGGAGGUCGUCGAUACAUCGGGAGGGUGCGGGUCGGCGUUUGAGGUGUACGUGGUGUCGGCCCAGUUCGAGGGCAAGACGCUCAUUGCGCGACACCGCCUGGUGAAUGACGCCCUGAAGGCCGAGAUGGCGCACAUCCACGCGCUGUCGAUCAAGAAGGCACAGACGCCGGCGCAGGCGGCGGCGGCGGCGGCCCCUGCCAGCAGUUGAUGCGGCGGCACUGCCACGGCCAUAGACGCACACCGUGUUGGCCGCUGCCUUGGCACCGGCAUGGUGGCUGUGUUGAGGACGAGGGUGAUCGGAACUUGGUGUGGUGUGUGCAGUGUGCCCUGACUGCGCAAGCGACAUGGCGUUACGUUAUAGUUUGGUGCUGCUUGGCACGGUCGAGUGGAUGCCUUCGUGCCCGGCAGGCAGUAUUGGGGCGGGGGCAUUGCGGGUGGCGUCUUCUGUCUUGCUUCCCACUUGCCGCAAGGAGGGCCGCUGGAGCAAGGGUGUGGAGUUACGUUGGAGCAAGGGUGCGAUAUGACAUUGUGAAUCUCGUCAGACCGUCAUGGGAUCAGGAUGCAAGAGGGAUUAGGUGGAGUGAUAAGUAGAAUGCGUGUGAUGCUGAUUGCACAGGAGGGAGGAGGGGGGACGGUCGCUGGGGUGACCGGGGGUGGGCCUCGGCUGGGCCCCGGCACCUUCGCCAGGCCAAAAUGCGGGUCGUGUGGUGGGAAGCUGGUUCUUCAUGUGUGCUCAGUUGUGAUAAAGCUUCCCGGUCGGACCCAUGUCACACAAGCGCUUACGCAGCUACAGGUGGCAGCGUUGUCGUUGUGUUGCUGAGGUGAUUCCGGCACGCGUGACGUUCUGAGAGCUGCGCGACUGCGCGCCUGUCCUCUUCAUGUGAGGGUCACUGCCAUGGCCCACGGCCCCACGCGGCACACGCACACAAUACAUCUUUUCCCUGGUGACCUUUGGCCCCAACGCCCCGCCCUCUCCAGCUGGGCCCCAGUCAACAGCCUGGCUGCCGGCGGCCCAAAGGCUGACGCCGCACCUCCUGGUCGCCGUGUUGCACCGGGGCCUCGUGUGGCAACCACCGCCGCCUCUGUGUGGAUCGAUCAGGUUACGCGGCUGGCCUUUAACAGGAGCAGCAUCACAACCGCCUGAAGUCUCCACGUGACCCGGGUUGCGCUCCGCUUGGGCCUCAACGCCCGUGCGGCCAAAAGGCGGGUCGUGGGAGUGGGAAGCUGCUAGGUUUUAGUUCGAUAACGCUACCCGUUCGGAGUCUGACAAAAGAGCACUGUUUUAGAUUUAGAACUCCAUGCGUGCAGUAGGUAUGCUACUGAGCUGUAAUGGCAAAUAAGG
This is a messenger RNA of Chlamydomonas reinhardtii, 1507 nucleotides long. RefSeq lists its product as uncharacterized. The record is from RefSeq and is a predicted model, not a curated record. Gene Ontology annotation, molecular function: 2 iron, 2 sulfur cluster binding. Gene Ontology annotation, cellular component: nucleus; cytosol. Gene Ontology annotation, biological process: intracellular iron ion homeostasis. Bases 104 to 373 code for a protein of 89 amino acids. Lineage: Eukaryota; Viridiplantae; Chlorophyta; Chlorophyceae; Chlamydomonadales; Chlamydomonadaceae. The transcript has 4 exons.